Molecule: messenger RNA, 2799 nt
Organism: Lichtheimia ornata
Lineage: Eukaryota; Fungi; Mucoromycota; Mucoromycetes; Mucorales; Lichtheimiaceae
Exons: 13
Coding region: 1-2799 (932 amino acids)
Source: RefSeq, a predicted model, not a curated record
AUGCCUUUGCUGAAGAAGAAGCCUUUUCCACUCUUGUCACCACCCGAAUGCGACCUUGAACGCAAGGAAUCCAGAGAUCGUCAAGUCUGGGUCUCUUCAAUCACCGGUGAAAUAUUCACCAUGUACCCAGCCUAUCUUGAACGCACGAUCCUCUAUAAGCGCCCAAUUUGGCAGUGUGAAAUGACUGGCCGUGUGGGUCUCACCUUUGCAGAAGCGUUGGAAAGUGAACGAAUCGAGAAAGGUCGCGUCAAGGAUAAAUUACCCGAGGAACUGCAGAAGCGUGUAUUGGAGCGUGCUCAAUUUCAGACAACGCGGCUUGACAAUGUCGUUGAUGAUGUCUAUGAUUAUUACAUCGAACGCUUUGAUACCGGUGAUCUCGUCACAUGUCGAUGGUCUGAUGGUGUAAAGUACAACGCACGAGUUCUCAAAGUUAUUCCAAAAGAUGAGGAUGACAUGGACGAGAUAUCCGAUGAAUUGGCAAAGGCAUUGAAGAAGGCAGAUGAGGCUGGCAUCGAGCACCCUCGUUUCUUUGUCGAAUUGGUGGACGAUGACCUGACGGGGUUACCCGAAUACAAAGAAAUUGUCAACAAGAAGGACAUAAAACGUGAUCGAUUACAAUUCAGCAAGAAUCUGCUUAAAAAGUUCCUGAGAGAUUGCUUGACAAGAGAAUCGUAUACCGGAUCGCCUUACACUGUGAAGAAACCAAUUGCAGAGAAAUAUGGUAUCGACACCACAUUGCCAACAGAGUUACAGAAUAUCAAGAAUCGUGUGGAAGCCAAACGACGUCCUGCAUUAUCGGAUGGCCGUAAAGCCAAAGUGUCGGAUGCACGUAAAAUCGAAUCAUCUUUGCGCUAUCCUAUUGAAGAUCUUGAUUUGCCAUUGUAUCGUCGUCAACCUACCGGCGAAGGCCCAAUCAUUGACAUGGCUCCUGGCAAGCGUCACGCCAACAUCACUGUACCCAAUCCAACAGGUGGAAUGCCAACCUAUCCUGACAGCAAAACGCUUGAAUCGAUUCCUGCCGAAUGCAUCAGCCCUUUUCUUAUGGUCUACUCUUUUCUCAUGGUGUUCGCUCGCAAGUUGGGUUUAUAUCCAUUUUCUCUUGACGACUUUGAAAACGCACUACGACAUUCAUCACGUGAUAUCAAAUCCCAGAUCUUGAUCGAGAGCAAUGUAUGCCUUUUGAACGCGAUCAUCAAUGAAAGGAGGAAGCCACGUGGUAGCAGCAGCCAAAGCAGCUUAAGCGGUGCAUCAGCAGGAACCAGUUUUGGAACAUACAUCACACGACCCUCUACACCAACACCCAGCCUUAGUCGAUCCCAUUCCAGUGAAGAUGAUGUGCCAGAAAAUCAAUCGCCUGCAAACGCCGAAUCACGUGAUAAGGAGGAUGAAGAAGAGGAUCGUAAAGUACCUGUGGGAAUUACUUGGGGUCGUCCUGAAAUCUACCAAGUUGGCUCAGGGUGGGAUGCACGUGCCAUUCCAGUGGGUGAUGAUCGUGAAGGUUGGGAGGAUGUUCUCGUUGGCUGUAUCCAUGAUAUCGCUCCACCAGAACUGGGUGCUGAUAUUGACAGAAUCUUUAUGCAAUUGGUCCCAAGAAGUGGCACAACACUCGCAGACAGAGAAGAAGCCUAUUUACAUCUCAGCCUGAAGGACAAGGUGUUGCUGAUGGAAUUACUUAUCAAUGUUGUCAACGAGUGCUCAUUCAUCAGAGAAUACAUGGAUAUUUGCCAGGAGCAAAUGACUGAAUUACGGAAGCAAAAGAUCGAGAUUGGACGUGAACGUAAACGGAUUAACGCUGAACGACAAGAAUUGGAACGCCGAAUUGAAGAGGAAGAUGGCAAUGGAAAUAGCCCCAGUGCCAAUGGAACCAAUAAGGAUGAUGGCAGUGAUGAUGGGGAGAGUGAAGAAGCUAGCAUUGCUUCUACUGAUCGAGCAGACACACCUUUCUCUGAUGAAGGAUCCACUCCCCCGGUACAAGAGACUCGACAACUUUCGCGACAAGCUAUAUUGAAACGCAAGCAAAUCGAGCGAGAGGAGCGAGAGGCAAAGAGGGUCAAAUUGCUUCAUCAGCAACGUGAGCAGGCAAGGAUGAGAAGCAAGGAGCUCAAAGCACGCAAUACCAUUCGAAGGCAACUGGAUGAAGAUGAAAGACAGCUGCUCAAGAAGGAGGAGCAGGUAGAACAGAAUAUGCGUAAAUACGACAUCCUGCGGAUGAAACCACUUGGCCGCGACAAGUUUUUCAACCGUUACUUUUAUCUUGACAAUAUCGGUGGAGCGAAUGCUCAUGGCACGGGCCGUCUUUUCGUUCAAAGCCCCACCAGUACCGAUAUCACAGUUUUACGUUCUCGAGAUGAUCCAUUGGAUGCCACUGAAGAGAAACAGAAUACCAACAAACCUGCUGGACACGGUGGUGGUCUUCAAUUUGUGGGACAAUUGAUGCGGGCGCAAGGUCUCGACAAAGAAGCUGAUUUCUUGGAAAGCCGCAUCAAAGAUAUGAGUGGUCUCAAUAAUACGGAUGCUGCAACGACAAACAACUACUCCGAGUGGUGGAAAUGUUUUGAUGAUCCAGAGGACAUUGAAAAAUUGCUGGCUUGGCUCAAUCCUAAAGGUGUUCGUGAACACAAGCUUCGAAAAGAAAUCGAAAAGAACAUGCACACAAUGGUGAAUGGAAUGAAAAAGAGAUCAUCUGAACAAAAUGCUCCCAAACUACAAGUCCCCACAACGCGCAGUACACGUAGUAGAUCAUCACCAGCUGCACCACCAGGAACUUGGCUUGCAUAUGUGAACAAAUUCCAAAAGUAA